GUGCGGAAAGCAACAAUAACAGAUAUCUCGCUGGUUCUCUUCCUUUUUUUUGUGAAGGAUUUCACCAUGACUCUGUACUUAAGACACUACUGGAAGGAUGAGCGUCUCUCGUUUCCCAGCACCAACAACAAGAGCAUGACCUUCGACGGCAGGCUGGUGAAGAAGAUCUGGGUCCCCGAUGUCUUCUUUGUGCACUCCAAAAGGUCCUUCAUUCAUGACACCACCACAGACAACAUCAUGCUGCGAGUGUUCCCUGAUGGUCAUGUCCUCUACAGCAUGAGGAUCACAGUGACAGCAAUGUGCAACAUGGACUUCAGCCACUUCCCCCUGGACUCUCAGACGUGUUCUCUGGAGCUGGAAAGCUAUGCUUACACUGAUGAAGAUCUAAUGCUGUAUUGGAAAAAUGGGAAUGAAUCUCUGAAAACUGAUGAAAAGAUUUCCUUAUCUCAGUUUUUGAUACAAAAAUUCCACACUACAUCGAGACUGGCUUUCUACAGUAGCACAGGUUGGUACAAUCGCCUCUACAUAAACUUCACCUUACGCCGACACAUCUUCUUCUUCUUGCUCCAAACCUACUUCCCCGCCACCCUCAUGGUCAUGUUGUCCUGGGUGUCCUUCUGGAUUGAUCACCGAGCAGUUCCUGCCAGAGUCUCUCUGGGUGAGAACAACUGCAACAAGCCAUGA
Molecule: messenger RNA, 684 nt
Organism: Merops nubicus (carmine bee-eater)
Lineage: Eukaryota; Metazoa; Chordata; Aves; Coraciiformes; Meropidae
Product: gamma-aminobutyric acid receptor subunit rho-2-like
Exons: 4
Biological process (GO): signal transduction; monoatomic ion transmembrane transport; regulation of membrane potential
Cellular component (GO): neuron projection; membrane; GABA-A receptor complex
Molecular function (GO): GABA-A receptor activity; neurotransmitter receptor activity; extracellular ligand-gated monoatomic ion channel activity
Source: RefSeq, a predicted model, not a curated record